Messenger RNA from Gavia stellata (red-throated loon), 6250 nucleotides. RefSeq names its product ALF transcription elongation factor 1 (gene AFF1). The record is from RefSeq and is a predicted model, not a curated record. Lineage: Eukaryota; Metazoa; Chordata; Aves; Gaviiformes; Gaviidae. The transcript is spliced from 21 exons. Gene Ontology annotation, biological process: regulation of gene expression. Bases 84 to 3716 code for a protein of 1210 amino acids. Gene Ontology annotation, cellular component: nucleus; super elongation complex.
GAAGCUUUUGGCAGGGGGGUAGAGCCUGGACAGCUGGGGAAAGAGCUCAUGGAGAGAGGACGCUUGGCAGUAUAAACUUCACCAUGGCUGCCCAGUCGAGCUUGUACAAUGAGGACAGAAACUUGCUGCGUAUUCGUGAGAAAGAGAGGCGGAAUCAGGAGGCUCUGCAGGAGAAAGACAAGUUCCCCGAGAAGACUCCCCUCUUCGCAGAACCCUACAAGACUAAUAAAGAAGAUGAGUUGUCAAGCCGAAUUCAGAACAUGCUGGGCAAUUAUGAGGAGGUCAAGGAGUUCAUCAGCAACAAAUCCCAUCAGAAUCUCAUAGGGAUUCCAAAACGCGUUGCUCCUCUGAUCCCACAAGGAAAGCCUGAUCGUCCAUACUUCCCUGAAAAGACCAGCCAUACCUUACCAUCUUCAUUCCACCGCACAACCCGCCAUCCACCCAUGGGACCUACGGUUGUAGCUCCUCCCCCUCCAAGCCACUCCAUUCACUAUCAAAAGGCACAAUCAAGAACAGAACCACCUUCGGGUUUGCACGUGAAGAGUCACAGCUUAUCCAAUGGUCGGAGCCAAGGUCAAGACCACAAUCGUGGCGGCCAGGAAAGUCACGCAGGUUUUCACCACAAGAGGAGUGACAGGCGUGCGGUUGGUGAAGGUCGUGCUAAUGAACUGCAGUCCUCCCUUUUGGCGCUUUCUCCAUUGCUGUCAUCUUUGUCUUCUCCAGUGGCACCCUUGUCACCUCUACAUUCCAGCCAGCAUAUCAAUUCCAGGUCACAGAACAGCAGCAAAAGUCAUGGGCCGACCUACAGUCAAACAAAAUCAUCUCAGGACCUAGUGACAGGAUCACAGGAGAAGGAAAGCCGGGACAGCUCAGCCGUUAACCUGACCAGCACCACCCAGCCUUCCUCUCAGACUUUUCCCCCACCUUUGCCAUCAAAAACCAGUGCAAUGCAGCAGAAACCAACUGCCUAUGUCAGACCAAUGGAUGGCCAAGAUCAGGCACCAGUUGAAUCACCGGAGCUCAAACCUCCCCUGGAGGAAUACCACGGAGAACCCGAUGAAAAAAUCUCAGAUUUGAAGGCAAACGCCAAAGCCAGACUAUCCAAAUUGGAAAUCCCUUCUGCGCCCAUAGAGCAAACCUUCCCCAGUGAUGUCCACUCCAUUGAAGAAAUUUUGAAGGAAAUGACCCACUCGUGGCCACCUCCCCUGACAGCUAUUCAUACGCCUAGUACGGCAGAGCCUUCCAAAUUUCCGUUCCCAACAAAGGAAUCGCAGCACGUUGGAUCUGUAGCACAGAAUCAGAAACAGUAUGACGCACCUUCAAAAACGUUGCCUAGUUCUCAACCAAGAACAUCAAUGCUCCAGGACGACCUGCAGCUCAGUGAUAGUGAAGAGAGUGGUGACGACCAAGUUGUUGAAAAGCCACCUUCUUCACUUGCUCCUCCAAGUGCCCUACAGUCCCAGCCCAAGAGCGUGGCAUCAGCACAUUCCAACAGCCCGGAGUCAGGGAGCACCAGUGACUCAGACAGCUCUUCAGACUCUGAGACGGAGAGCAACUCCAGCGACAGUGAAGCAAACAACCCUCCGAGAGCGUCAGCGCCUGAGCCUGACCCACCAACUUCUAAUAAAUGGCAGCUCGACAACUGGCUGAGCAAGGUGAACCCGCCCGCAGCGCCAACGGAGGGUCUCGGCGAAAUCGCCCAUGGGGAUGGAUGCGAGGAGGGCAAGGAGCAGGGGCAGGGCGUCAACAGCAAUUCCUCCCACCAGCACGGCGAGCCGAGGGAGCCUCAUCUCAACAGCUCCGGCCAAGCGGCCAGGGCUCCUCAGGACACUCAUCUUCCGACCAACCGCAACUGCCAAAAGUCUCCUGUGCAUGCCGAGGAGCCCUCGCCCAGGCAGACUGUGGGUAUCAAAAGGCCCGGCAAGGCCCCGGUGCACGAGGGGCCCAAGGGAGGCCUGAAGGUGGAGAGCGACCCUGGUCCUUUUGAGGUCAGAGACCAGUCUUCCAGGGACAAGCCAAAAGUCAAAACGAAAGGGAAGCCAAAAUCCGGUGACAAAAAAGACCUGAAGCCGACACCGCAAGAGCCCCCGGAGAACAGAAAGCACAAGAGCUCCCACCAGGCCAACGCCAAACCGUUAUUGGACCCCAAGCUCAUGAGAGACGUUCUGUUUGGCAGUGCCCAGGAGCAUGCCGCUCUCAGUCCCCUUCCUCAAGGCCAGGGCACAAGCCCCACCAGGACUAGCGGCCACAGGCCUGCCGUCGUGGCCAGAGAGGAUUUUCACAAGGAAAAACUUCCCUUGCCUAUCAGGGAGAAGAAGUUGCUCUCGCCAGUGAGGGACUCCCCCGCCCCUCAGUCCCUCGUGGUGAAAAUAGAUCUCCCUCUCCUGUCAAGAGUCCCCCAGCCUCCCGGGAAAGGCAGUCACCAGAAGAAAGCAGAGGGCAAGGAACAUCCCGGCGCAGGGAAGCAGGACGCGGAGAGGAAAACCACGGACGCUUCUGACAAGUCCCUUCAAAAGAGGAAGAGGGAAGUGGAGAAGGAGAUUGAUAAGAAGAAAAUGAAAUCAGAAAAAGAAACAAAACCAUUGCAGUCUUCAGCUAACAAAGACUCCAACAAAUUGAAAGCAUCAAAAGCUUCAUCUGAAACCCAGAAAAAAGAUCUCCUGCUACCCCCGCCACUGCCACCCAUGUCUCCUGCACAUCCCGCACCAAAGUCAACCAAGACGAUCCAAAAGAGACCCAGAAGCGAGAGCGGCGAGCUGCCUGCCACGGAUAACACUGCCAGGAACAAGAGCGACCACAAGGAUCCUUUGUUCUCCAAGCACAAGAAAGUGGAGAGAAAUCACGCUGAACUGUCGAAGGGCAUCAAAGGAUCUGCAGAGGAUGUCACAAAUCCUUUCCCAGUGCCUUCUUUGCCAAAUGGUACCUCCAAGCCAAGGAGACCUCAACUCAAGUUUGAAAAACAGCAUCCAGUGGAAUACUACAUAGAAGAGGCCAAGAGGCUGAAGCACAAAGCUGAUGCAAUGACCGACAAGACUGGAAAGGCCUUUCAGUACCUAGAGGCCACCGUUUCCUUCAUUGAAUAUGGGAUUGCCUUGGAAUCGGAUGCGUCAGCACCAAAAUCAGCUUACAGCAUAUUCAGCGACACCAUAGAUCUCAUCAAGUUCAUCAUGACAUUGAAAUCCUUUACGGACUCCUCAGCAUCUUCACAUGAAAAAAUCUUUGCCGUGUUAUGCAUGCGCUGCCAGUCCAUUCUGCACAUGGCAAUGUUUCGUUACAAAAAAGACACUGCAAUAAAGUAUUCCAGGAUCCUGAAUGACCACUUCAAGAGUUCUUCCAGAGUGACGCAAGCACCUUCUCCAUGUGUUGCAAGAAGCACAGGCAUGCCUUCUCCUCUUUCUCCAAUGCCCUCUCCUGCCGGUUCUGUGAGUUCUCAGCCGGGAUCGAACGCUAGCAGCGGCAGCAGCAUUGGCUCUUCAAUCACUGUCCCCUAUAACAUCCCAAGCAUCACCUCUUCCUACGUCAACAUCACUUCCUAUAUCCUCUAUGCGUAUGAUAUUUGGGAACAGGCUGAUGCGCUGGCCAGGAAGAAUAAGGAGUUUUUUGCUGAACUCGGCACAGCGACGUGCGCUCUGGCACUGAACAGUAGCAUGACCGAACUGGUACACUACACUAGACAGGGUUUACAGUGGCUGAGACUGGAAACAAAUACGCCUUAACUGGUGCUCAAGGUGGUUAAGUACCUUAAACUUUUUUGCACUUUUGAAGCCUCAGAAACAGUCUGACUUGUUGAAUCGUUGGAUACAAAGCACCUGCAAGGGAAAAUAAAUCAAGGUGGAAGGGAUCUGGUUACACUGGAAAAACUUGGAACUGUGUUUUUAAGGUAGCGCUUUGCUGCCUUGAAAAAGAAGAGACGGAGGAAAGCCUCAGCGUUGAUGGCACCUUCCUUUAAAACGACGAAGUGCAAUGAAUUGUCCGAAUGGCUCAAUGUAUUGAUGGUCUAUAAACAUUUCUAUUACGAAUAACCAGCAGGACAAUAAUCACACAUGAAGAAGUGCCGACAAGAAGGAAAUCUGCCUCCAGAGGUUAUUAUGCAACAUCCCCCAGUCUGCAACAGCUGUGUGCCCAGAAGACGUGUCAGAGAAGUGGUUUUGCGAGCACGGAUGCAAUCUUCGGUGUCUUUGUUCCUCAGGCGGCAAGUAGCAACCUCAUCAGCACCGAACAGCGUUACGUUAGAAUAAAAACAGCGAAGCGGUCUGCCUUGCCUGCUUUCCAACCUCACCCUCUUGCAUUUGUCAGCCAGCUGCUGUCCUGAGAAUCGGGGGAAGCCGCUGCCUUCAGUGCUGCAAGGUCGCUUUCUAAGUCAUCGCUGCUUUCGUCCUCCUCCUUGCCGUGCACUCACGCGUGCGCUUAGCACCUGAACUAUGUUACUUAAGAGUCUUGCUCGGUUUAAGCCUUGUACGCCAAACACAGCCGGGGUGGCAAAAUGACCAGGUAUGGUUGGAAACAGCUCUGCCUCUCUUCUGCGCUGGAAGGACGUCGCUCAGGCCGAAGCCUCCUUUGCCGGUUGCUUUUUGUCCUUUCGAUGGGUGGGGGUGGACAGCUGUACUGGGGCACUGUGAUUGCUUGGACAUUGUUCUGAGUCUGAGAGCCUACGUGGGGAGGAAUCGCUUCGAUUAAGGAGGGACUAACUGGCUGAAUGCGGAACAUAAGACAAAUUUUGCCUUUGGAUAUUUGCCUGCAACCGUUGCUGGUCUCGGUGAAUAUCUAAGAGCAGGAUUUGGUACCAAAGUAGGGCAUCCUUCCCGUGGGAGAUAACUCAUGUGCUCUUUCUCAACCAAACUACAGGAUGGGCCCAACGACUUAGAAAUCUGUCAAGGGAACACGAAAGGGAAUAAUUAGCUGUUUGCAAGCAUUUUUUUUCUUUGUCGGGAGCUGCGUUUUUGAAAUUGCGAUUUUGCAGGUGACGGUAACGGCGAAGGCAGCAUCCGCGGCAUUUGUGUAUUCAGUAAGAGGACACCCUUCUCUACCCAAAGAUUCCUGUUGUGUGACAGCAGCGUCCUGCCGUCCUCGUAUCUAAUAGUGUGCCUUAGCUCUCUGGUCCCCUCUCGCAUCCCUCGCCCUAUCUCUGACAGACCCGUGGGAGAGGCGAAGAGAAGGAUGGUAUCCCAAAAUAAUUGUGCUUACAGGAAAGAAUUAGCUCCCUUUCCCACGUAAUUUCAGGAUGGAGGAACGGGUCUGCACGAGCGCAGCGGUACCCCCUUCGUAAAACACCCUGCUCGUGGUUUUUGAGGCUCACGAAAAUGGACGGUAAAGAAAUACCGGCAAAAGGUCUGCAUUUCCAAAAGCAGUUUCUGUAGAAAUGGCCCCUGCCAGGGGGAAGCCCGGAGUCCUCUCACCUCUGGGAGGAGGCGGCGGGAGCCUGCCGCGGCUCUGCCCUAGUCCCGAGCCCAAGGGAGCUCUCCGCUUGCCUCCCCUGGCAGCGCCGGACCCCCGGCACCCCGGCUGGGUCUUCCCGCACCUUCAAGGGACUGUCCUUUUAUGUUCACUUUAUUAGAAGCCUUAGUGCAUUUCAGGGAUAAGCUGUCCUAACCAGUGGAAGGAAGGUCCAUGUCCCCCCAACCCAUCCCCGUUUUACUUAUCAAAGUUCACUUGCGCUCCUCCUCGCGGGAGGAGCGACUGCUCUGAGUGAGCCAGGGACAGAGAGAGAAUCAGCGUUAACUGUUUUGUUCUCAGGAAGCGUGGGGAUAGCCGGCCGGCCUGAAGGCUUGACGUGCACUUUGGAGCUCGAUUCCAGACUUAAGGGGUCGAUGCCGUCUUCUGACUUUGUCUUUAAACAAAGUUAUUUUUAGGAUCACCAGCUGAGGAGGAGGAGGAAGGAAGGAAGCUUUACUGAACCUGAAAACCGCUGUGGGAGUCUGCAAGAACCGUAGCAGAGUGUUAGGGUUAAGCGUAAGGUGAAGCAAGGACGCGGGUGUCGUCCCCGUCCCCCCCCCCCGGUACUUUCAUUUCGCGUACGCCCAUCUCUCUCCCUGCCGCCAAGCCGGCUUCCCGUCGGAAAGCUCACGCGAGGGCGUCGGGCGAGCGAAGUCAGUAAGAAGUGACCCAGAGAAGGCAGAUGAACCACUGCCCUUUGCUGCUUUACAGUUGGGAAAAGGCAACACGCGCUCCGCUACCGUGCGGAGGCGGCCGUGCAAGGGCUGCUCCCGCUCCCGGGGCAAACUCUCCCGGGCUUCGGAGGGAAGGAGGUGGC